Molecule: messenger RNA, 2448 nt
Organism: Phytophthora sojae
Lineage: Eukaryota; Oomycota; Peronosporomycetes; Peronosporales; Peronosporaceae
Exons: 2
Coding region: 1-2448 (815 amino acids)
Biological process (GO): carbohydrate metabolic process
Source: RefSeq, a predicted model, not a curated record
AUGCGCGGGUUGCAAGUUGCGGCAGUGGUGGUGGCAGCUUGUAGCACCAACAUUUUAGUGGAGGCGUCCACCGACUAUGGAGUGUUCACGCCCAAGAAGCUUGCGCUUGGCUCCGCGCCGACGAUCGCAUCAACCGACUACACCAAAGGCUUCACGUUAACCGCUGCAGAUCCCAUCGCCACACUCGACUACGACUACGAAGUAGCAGGACUCCCGUACUUCGUGGUGUCCGCCGUCUCGAACGGCCCCGUCGACGUGGAAGUAAAGUACUCGGAGCAGUUCGCCGUGCUGUCGACCAACUUCUCCGAUGGACCCUCGCAAUUCGCCACGGCAGUCGCCAACUCACGUCGCGUCGAGACGCACCGCUUUACCCAGGAGGAGAUCGGCGCGACGGUGACGUCCAUGCUGAGUCAGCCCGGCCAGCGGUGGCAGACGCUGCGUCUACUGAGCGGUGACUCCGUCACGUUCGAGGCCGUCGGUCUACAGGCGUCGAUUGAGGUGAUCGACGAUCUGGCCACGCUCCCCGGGAAGUUUUCGAGCUCCAACGCCAAGUACAACGAGAUUUGGAACCUCGGUGCUCGCGCGGUGAGCGCUGCUUGCCUGGAUGCGGGCAGCCAGAUCUCGUCCUGGAGCGCGUCGGAAGAGAACGGGACUUUUGUGCCUGGUACGCGGCCAGGAGUCUCGUACAAGACGUGGAACCUGAGUGACUACACGCUCGAGUUCGAGACGCAGAUCAUCCGCGGCGGCGUCGGGUUCUACGUUGGCUACGACAUCGCAGCCAACCGAGGCUCCCUCAUGUUCCACUUGUCGUCGGAGUACCCCGCCAACUCGACCUACGUGAACACCAACAUGACGCUGUUUCCGGCCAACUCGGUGACUUUGACCUACGGCUUCGACUUCGUCAACACGACGGAUAUGAAGAGCUACCCAAUGGGCAACUACGAAGUGCCAUUCAACGUGAAGGAGUACGUUUGGUACCCGCUUACGCUCAAUGACUACUCGACGACCGGGAAGGGUGCUAUCGGCUUCGGUGGAUGGCAAGACCAAGCUUCGUUCGUCCGCAACGUGACGGCCACAAGCUUGAACGAUUCAACCAACGUCCUUUACUCGAACCCGAUGACCGACGAGAGCGUAGUGCUCCCGGAGUUCGGCGUGCAGAGUAACACGUACGGGGUGUGCCUCGAUGGUGCCAAGCGCGACCGAUACAUUUGGCUGGGCGACUUCUACCACACGACCCGCAUCAUUGGCGUGGCCAACUCCAAGCCCGAGCAGAUCACGGGUACGUGGGAGUACUUGCUCGACUACCAGGGAUCGAAUGGGCAGUACCCCGGUCUGAUGGUCAUGACGUACGAGACUCCGAUGCCCACGCCCGAAGUUUUCAUGUUUAACGCUGGUACAGCUGACGCGUAUUUGAACUUCCCGGACUACGACAUCUUGGGGCUCAUCGGGUUUGUGUCGUACAUGGAAUACUUCAACGACGUGGACUUCGCGCGAGCCAACUGGGAGUCGUUGAGGAAUGCUACGGCUUGGCUUGCGAGCUGUCAGGAGAGCAACGGCCUCAUUGACGUCAACAAGUACGUGGAUGUGUACGUGUUCUUGGGAUCGAGCGCGGGCACCGCCGUCAACGCUGCAGCUGUGCAAUGUCUGGAAGGCAUGGCCAAGGUGGCGGAGGCUGUAGGAGACGAAGGCUCGGCCAACGAGUGGGCAGCUGUCGCUGUUACCGUCAAGACCGCCAUCAACGAGCUGCUCUGGAGCGAUGCACUGGGCAACUACGCCGUGGACGUCUCGACUCCUGAGGUCUACGGUGUCUCGGCCACUGCGUUCGCUAUCACCUCUGGAGUAGCGAGCGAAACGCAGAUCAAACUGUGCGUGGAAAGCCUGGAGGGUCUGCGUCAAGGCCCCGGGUACCUCGACUCGAGCACCACGGACAACACGACCAAGAUCUCCCCGAACACGAACGGGUUCCUGCUUGAUGCACUGCUGCAAACCGGACACACGGACGAGGCCGUCUUCUUGCUGGACAACCUCUGGGACGCCAUGAUCUCUAACGAGUCGUAUCGCUCCGGGGCCAGUUGGGAGUACGUCUCGCAGUCGCUUGAGCCAGGACUUCAGGAAUUCACGUCGCUGAGUCACCCGUGGGGUGGCGCUCCUACGUACGCGCUGACCAACUACAUCGCCGGCAUUCGCCCCGUGGACUUCGGAUUCCGCCGCUGGAUCGUGAACCCGCUGGUGACGGGGCUGGGCCUCACGAACGCGAACGCUAGCGUGAGCACGCCCUACGGCUCCGUCGCUGCUGCCUGGACGCGUGACGACACUCAACUUAACGUGACGAUCACGGCUCCAGUUGGUACAGAAGGAACGUUCGAGGUGGUGCUGCUCAACUCCAGCAGCUACACGCAGAGUCUCAACGGCACCGGAGAAGCCAUUUCAUUCACCGUCCAGCUGUAG